Molecule: messenger RNA, 1482 nt
Organism: Trypanosoma rangeli
Lineage: Eukaryota; Euglenozoa; Kinetoplastea; Trypanosomatida; Trypanosomatidae
Product: group II trans-sialidase superfamily
Exons: 1
Coding region: 1-1482 (493 amino acids)
Molecular function (GO): exo-alpha-sialidase activity
Source: RefSeq, a predicted model, not a curated record
AUGCUCCCUGGAGGGUGCACUGACCCCCUCAUCGUUGAGUGGGAGCAGGGGCAGCUCCUCAUGGUCGCCAAAUGCAAUUCGCUCUCCAAGGUGUUCGAGUCGAGGGACAUUGGAGCAACGUGGACAGAGGCUGUCAGGACACUCACACGCGUGCAGCCCAUGUUGUUACCAGACUCUUCGCGAACAGCUGAGGGAGUGGGGUCCCUCACCACUGCGACCAUUGCUGGAAAGAAGGUCAUGCUGUACACUCAGAAAGGGAUUCCCCCUGGGGAGAUGGUGGAAGCCACCGCUCUCUACCUUUGGGUCACUGACAGCAACCGCACGUUUCACCUCGGGCCCAUUUCCAUGGACACUGCAGAGAAGUGGACGUCUAACAACACCCUGCUGUACUCUAACAAUGCGUUGCACCUUUUACAAGAGAGGGUCAGUACAACGACCAAAGGCGUGUCUCUUGCUCCCCUAACGGAGCAGCUGAAGACGAUUACGUCCGUCUUGGAGACUUGGGAAAAACUGGACUCCUUCCUCUCCAACUCGUCUGUGCCCACGGCCGGUCUGGUUGGAUUUUUGUCGGAUGCAUCGGGUGAUGCAACUUGGAACGACGCGUACCGUUGCUUGAAUGCAACUGUGAGGAAUGCAACGAAGGUCGAAGAUGGCUUUAAGUUCACAGGGUCAAAAUCAUACGCUGUGUGGCCUGUGAACAUGCGGAAGUAUCGCAGUGUGCACAGCUUUGUGAAUUACGCGUUCACGCUUGUGGCGACGGUGACGAUUCAUGAGGUUCCGAAAGAGAGCGUUCCUCUGCUGGGCGCCGGCCUGGGCAGAAAGCAAAGCACGACGUUUGUAGGGCUCUCGUACACGACGCAGAAACGGUGGGGUACAGUCUUCAACGGCAUGACAACAACACACAACAGCGCUUGGGAGCCGGGGAAGGAGUACAGAGUGGCGCUCAUGCUGCAGGACAACAAGGGCUCUGUGUACGUGGACGGCGUGCUUGUGGGGAGCUCUGACACACUACCAACCCCUGAGUCACGGAGGCAUGAUAUCUCUCACUUUUACUUUGGAGGCGGCAAGAACAGCAGUGUGACAGUGAAGAACGUCUUUUUGUACAACCACCCACUGAAUGCCAUGAAACUCAAAAAGGUUGACAGCUCCGAUGCAUCUGAGCAACGUCCAGGUAACAGCUCCAGUGCAUUUGAGCAACGUCCAGGUAACAGCUCCAGUGCAUUUGAACAACGUGCAGGUAACAGCUCCAGUGCAUUUGAGGAACGUCCAGAUAACAGCUCCAGUGCAUUUGAGGAACGUCCAGAUAACAGCUCCAGUGCAUUUGAGGAACGUCCAGAUAACAGCUCCAGUGCGUUUGAGCAAUGUGCAGGUAACAGCUCCAGUGGCUCUGAGGAACGUGCAGGUGACAGCGCGACGCUUGCAGAUGUGUCUUGGCUGCUCCUGCUGCCAUUGGGGCUAUGGGGCUUUGCGGCCCUGUGCUGA